Messenger RNA from Mollisia scopiformis, 1796 nucleotides. RefSeq names its product bacterial luciferase-like protein. The coding region runs from base 363 to 1628 and encodes 421 amino acids. Gene Ontology annotation, biological process: alkanesulfonate catabolic process. Gene Ontology annotation, molecular function: alkanesulfonate monooxygenase activity. Lineage: Eukaryota; Fungi; Ascomycota; Leotiomycetes; Helotiales; Mollisiaceae. The transcript is spliced from 4 exons. The record is from RefSeq and is a predicted model, not a curated record.
GGUUGAAUUGCGCCAUAUGCUCCAGUAUAGCACAAUCUGAACCUGCGUGUGCCAUGGUUCGUUCCCAACUGGACCAACCUCAGUGGGUUAACCCCGAGCAUAUCAUUUAAUCUAUGAUUCAACCAGCGUGGGGAAGCCUGGCAAUACCCCUCCAUAUCGGUACAUGGUAUAGCGUAGUUUGGUAACUGGGAACUGCAAACAGCUUUGUAUCUACCCCUCGAAUCUGGUUCUGGGGCCUUUCCCACUUGUAUCUCGCCAGCUCCAAAGCUCGAGCUAUCUUUGCAUUCAUUACAUCUCCUAGAGAUUCAUAUUCUUCUCAUUCUUUCCGUACUCAACGCUUAAAUCUCGUUGUGCACUUUAAAAUGCCAGCAAAGAGACAAAGAACCGCCAAUGGCAGCCAUGCUGUAGGCACAAAUGGCGAGGGCAAUGAUAUUGCCAAUGGCGCCCACUUCACAGCAGCUCCAGAUAUCAACGAUGACCCUGAACGAGUCAAGUUCGCAUAUUGGGUCCCCAAUGUUUCUGGAGGCUUGGUCAUUUCGAAGAUUCCCCAAAAGACUGGAUGGGAUUACGAAUCGAAUGUAAGAUAUGCUCAAACAGCUGAGAAUGUUGGUUUCGAAUUUGCCCUUUCUCAGAUUCGAUUCAUGGCAGGCUAUGGGGCAGAAAAUCAACACGAAUCUGUGUCAUUCUCCCAAGCUCUGCUUCACAAUACCAAGAAACUCAAUGUCAUCGCGGCACUACUCCCGGGUCCAUGGAACCCCGCGAUAGCAGCCAAGCAAAUCGCAAGCAUAGAUCACUACAGCAAUGGACGGAUCUCUGUCAAUGUGGUUUCUGGAUGGUUCAAGGCAGAAUUCACAAGUAUUGGACAAUGGUGGCUGGAACAUGCGGAGCGAUACAGACGCAGUCGAGAAUUCAUCGAAUGUCUUAAGGGCAUCUGGACAACUGAGAAGUUUACAUUCAAAGGCGACUUCUAUCAAUUCCACGACUACCCUCUCUCGCCAAAACCACUUUCCCUCCCAGGCCGUCCCCACCCUCUCAUCUUCCAAGGUGGAAACUCUGUCGAUGCACGUGACAACGGUGCACACGUCUCAGACUACUAUUUCAUGAACGGCAAUACUCUUGAAGGCUUCCAAGAGCAGAUCGCCGAUGUCAGAGAACGAGCUCGUGCCGUGGGUCGAGAACACGAAAUCAAGUUCGCUGUAAACGGUUUCGCUAUCGUGAAAGAAACAGAAGCAGAAGCUAUCCGAGUCCUGGAGGAAAUCCAAGGCAAAGCUGAUAAGGAAGCCGUCAACGCUUUUGGUGACGCUGUCAAGCAAGCAGGUUCUAGCACUGGAGAGAAGAAGGGGAUGUGGGCAGAGAGCAAAUUCGAGGAUUUAGUUCAGUAUAACGAUGGGUUCAAGACCAAGUUGAUAGGGACGAAAGAGCAAGUUGCUGAUCGGAUCUUGCUGUUGAAGAGUUUGGGAAUCGAUAUUGUUCUUUGCGCAUUCUUGCAUUAUGAGGAUGACAUUGAGCAUUUUGGAGAGCAAGUUUUGCCCUUGGUGAGGAUAUUGGAGAAGGAGGGAAGGGGAAAGAAUGCUGAGGAUGAGAUCAGGAGGACGGGUGAUGUGUACAGAAAGAAGAUUGCAGCAUAGAUGUUGGAUUCAAGGCUGACGGGCGCAAGCAAAAGUACCGUGCAUGAUAUAUCGAUUGGAUCGCUUGCUAGCACUUCCCAGCUUUGCGCGAUUGUGGCUUAACGCCAAUUUCUGUAUUUGGAUGCAUCGUACUUUUGUUCGGUAAUGUUUCCAAUAGGAAGUCGCAAU